This is a messenger RNA of Lampris incognitus (smalleye Pacific opah), 2884 nucleotides long. It is a transcript of the gene fbxo45, whose product is annotated as F-box protein 45. Bases 482 to 1327 code for a protein of 281 amino acids. Gene Ontology annotation, biological process: synapse assembly involved in innervation; proteasome-mediated ubiquitin-dependent protein catabolic process. Gene Ontology annotation, molecular function: protein binding. The record is from RefSeq and is a predicted model, not a curated record. The transcript has 3 exons. NCBI's taxonomy places the organism in Eukaryota, Metazoa, Chordata, Actinopteri, Lampriformes, Lampridae. Gene Ontology annotation, cellular component: SCF ubiquitin ligase complex; synapse.
ACGCGCCCCGAUGGUUUUACAUAAAUGCAAAACCGGAUACCGCGGGUUAAAAACACACACUAACUAAAGCUGAUCUCAGAUCCGCUUGGUGAGCCCGUUACGGCCACUUCCAGUCCUUGCAGGCAGUAAAACAGGUCGUGCUACACCCUGGGGUAUCCCCGCCGUGCUUUAUCGCCGCUCCACUUUUCUCCCAAUAAGCGGGCGGGGGUGACACGCGGGUGGGGUUGUCCGGUCUGUGCAUGUAGCGCCGUUACGCGGGCGCGGGUUUCUGCCGAAGCGGUGGCGUUGGCUCUUCCAGGACCUGGACGCGUCGCUUCCUUUCAGCCAUAGGAGUCGGACGGGCUUCCCUACGGUCGUGUUUGUGUCGGUGUGCACCGCGGCUUUCGCCACACCAUGAGGACAACGGGGCGACUCGACUCGUGCUAGGCGUCACCCCCCAUGGUGUAGCUCCCUGUCCUCCACCCGCUGCUAGCCCAACGCCAUGUCGACAGCGGCCGCCGGAGGCGCGUCCUCCUGCAUGGGCGCCGUCGCCGGUUGCGGCUCGUCCGGUUCCUCGUACGUCGGCGCGGGAGUCGCCGGCCGGCUGCCGGCCCGCGUCCUGGAGCACGUCUUCUCCUACCUGGACCUGUGUGACCUGAUGCGCUGCUCGCUGGCGUGCUGGCACUGGUACAACGUGCUGUCCGACGAGAACAGCGAGGUGUGGCGCAGUCUGUGCGGCCGCACCCUCAGCGAGGAGGCGCUGCGCUCCGACAUACUGUGCAACCUGCCCACCUACAAGGGAAAGCUCAAGUCGUUCCAGCACGCCCUGAGUUCCCAUGACUGCUCUCGCAAUGUGUAUGUGAAAAAGAACGGUUUCACCUUGCACCGCAACCCCAUCGCCCAGAGCACAGAUGGUGCACGCGGGAAGAUUGGCUUCACUGAGGGGCGCCAUGCCUGGGAGAUCUGGUGGGAGGGUCCCCUCGGCACUGUGGCGGUAAUUGGCAUUGCCACAAAGCGAGCGGCCAUGCAGUGCCAGGGCUACGUAGCCCUGCUGGGUAGCGAUGACCAGAGCUGGGGCUGGAACCUUGUCGACAACAACCUGCUUCAUAACGGUGAAGUCAACGGCAAUUUCCCCCAGUGUAACAAUGCACCAAAAUAUCAGAUCGGGGAGAGAAUACGAGUAAUUUUGGACAUGGAUGACAAGACUUUGGCCUUUGAGAGGGGCUUUGAGUUCCUUGGCGUGGCGUUCCGUGGACUUCCCAAAGCCUGCCUGUUCCCCGCCGUCUCUGCAGUCUAUGGCAACACUGAAGUCACGAUGGUGUACCUGGGCAGGCCGCUGGAUGGCUAGACACAAAGCAGUCCCAUUAUCAAAACUACUGGGGAAGUGCAGAACAUUGGGUUUUUUUUUGUUUUUUUUGUUUUUGAUUUUAAUGGAUUGCUCCACUUGUUCAUGUGCAUCUGGUCAAAAGCUGUCUCUUGAGACAAUGCCAUGUCUCUCCAAAGCAGACUGACCUCUUUCACUCUCACAAAUAAGACUGUUGAUGUUUCCUUUACGGCAGAAACUCAACCACAAAUCAGUUGCUCAUUACGUGGAUUCUGGGAAAUGGAGAAAGGUGGAGGGUCUGUUUUUAAAGGUUUUUUUCCUUUCAUGUGGAGCUACCCACAUUAGCUGCUGGAUUUCUUUUUGUGUGUAGGGUAUAGAAACAUGUUUUUAUUAAGAUGGAUGGAAUUCAGUAUUCACCAACUCACUCAACCUCCAUUUGUUGAAGAUGUAAUGUCUGCUCGAGUUUGGCCAAACCAGUCAUAAACUGUGGCAAAUCAUUUCAACAAACACGAAGUAGUCGUUAUCAAAAGCUAGCCAAUGUGGGAGAAAAGGGAAGCAGUUGAUAAUGAUUGAACACAGUUUAAACUGCCAUAGAGCAUCAGAUCAACAGUGAUUUUAUGCCAAAACUAUUUUACCUGAAGUUAUAUUUGCAUACAGGCAAAAGGAUAUCUGGUAUUGAAGACUGGACUGCUUCACAUUAUCAGAAAUAGUCAUGUGAGCCCUUGAAUUUUGGCCAUUUGGAGCAUGUCCCCUGUUUAAAUACUCAGAUUUCCAGGCGGUGGAGACUAGGAUUGUAUGUUACUGUGUAUCCUUUUUAUUGUAGUAUUGUAGUAUUACACACUAUUUAUUUCUUGAUUUUUUUUUUCCAUAUGGUACCAGAAGUGGGGUCAUGGGGCCCCAAAAUAAAGUCUACAUGGUGCCAAUUGUAAUUGUCAGUAAAAGAUGGCCGUAAUAUUGUGGUUUGAUUCCUCAGCCUGGCUUUUUGUCAGUGUAUGUACAAUUUAAUCACAGAUCUUGUUUUAACCCUGCUGUCCAAAGUGGUCACCUCAUAAUUUAAUCUUAAGCAUACAUUAAGCGUUAAUUAGCAUGAGCAUGAGAGGAAAUCCGGAUCACACCGUAACUUUCUAAUGCGUAUAAAGUGUAGCUUGUAUUAGUGGUAGAUAACAGCCAUCUUACUGGGCAGACGAUGUAAUCUCUAUUGAUAGUAACACGCCAUCUGGCCAACAGGGGGCGCCAAAUGUGUAGACUGACCAUGCAGAAGAAGUAGGUUUGAGCAACCUGCAAGGGUCCACCAGUUUAAAAUAUAGGUUCACUUUUUUGUUUUUGUUUUUUAAUCAAGAUUUUAUUAAAACAUUGUCGAGCAUCAUUAAAAAUCGUCCAGUCAGAAACUCCACUGACUGUUUCAGUACUGAGAAACUUGGUCUUCCUGGAUACCAACAAAUCAAUGUGGCAAUCAUUUAAACCCAUGUUAAACCUUAUAAAACGUCUAUUUGGCUAAUUUCAAAGUGAAUGCAGUUUCCCCCCCAGACUGCACGUUAACACAUUGGCUUUAAAGGUCUGAGAAGGCCUGUAAAGGUCUGU